This is a messenger RNA of Amorphotheca resinae ATCC 22711, 778 nucleotides long. RefSeq lists its product as hypothetical. Bases 14 to 502 code for a protein of 162 amino acids. NCBI's taxonomy places the organism in Eukaryota, Fungi, Ascomycota, Leotiomycetes, Helotiales, Amorphothecaceae. The record is from RefSeq and is a predicted model, not a curated record. The transcript has 5 exons.
CCCUCGUCCAACAAUGGCCUCCAACGAUAUGUCACAUACAGAGAUAUGGGAUGAUUCUCUCCUCGUUGACUCUUGGAAUGAGGCUCUGGAGGAAUAUAAGUACUAUCAUAGCAUACAUGCUCGAGGCGAAAAGGUCGAAGAUGUACUGAAGGAAGCCGAGAACCAGAGUGAUAGAGAUCGUGAGGAGGCGGAGCAUGAGGAAGGGGAGGCCAGUGACCAGCAGGUCCCUGAUCCGCAUGCCAAGAAGAGCUUAUCUGGAGGAACGGCUGAUCCUACUGCAGUUCCACCUGAUGAUGGGCCUCGAGUUGAGAACAGUCGGCAUGCCGUCUCAAAUCAAGCGUCUGAUAGUGUGCCACCAAAGGGCCCAGCACUGCCAAAACAUCUUAUCGGUCAAGUGCAUGACGAGAGCUUGAAGAAUUUGCUAAUGUCGUGGUACUACGCUGGCUAUUACACCGGUCUCUACGAGGGCCAGCAACAAGGAGCGGCUAGCAAGCAAGCAUGAUGCAUGAGGAGAUAGAACCGCCAUGUUUGACUCUAACCGUAAAUCUGUCACAGAGAUAGUUUUGGCCAUCUGAUAAUGGGCCUCCCGAGCGCACGUCCGAGCUGCUGCGGCACUGCAAUACCUUGUUUGGCAGUGCCAAAAGCACGUGGUACCUCCGGACCACAGGAAACAGAACACUGAACAAAAGCCGUACCGUUUCCAGGUCAGACUGUGAGGCUACGUAUAGUACUCGGCCUCCAUUUUGCUCUCUAUCUGGUCGUACGCUGCCUUCGGUAG